GGUGACAGACGUCCAUCUGACAAGUAGGAUGAAUAUAGUGUAUGACAUUGAGGCUCGCCAUUGCAAAAAGGUGUGUUUUCAUUUUGAGAAAGGCAAGCCGUAUAGGCACCAUUAUUGUAAUUGCAGCGAAUGUAAUAGCCUAUAGUACCAUGGUCACACCGCAGUUAAUGCGUCCUCUAAAGAAACAGUCCUGCUUGCUACCAGUGCGCUUAGACUCCACCUCCUCUCAGUCAUUGUUUACAUGUGCAUGAGACUUUAUGCAUUUUAUCUCUAACGUCUUAAUUGGACAAUUGUGAGACAGAAACCGCGUUGUUAUUGUGCUCAUUUACGAGGGUUUCUUUAAGAUCCGUGUUUGAAAGAAACUGGAUAAUUAAAAGGCGCUUUCCUGACGCCAGCAACUUUUGAACCGUCCAUCCACAGUGGCAAUACCGCAUAGGCUACUGAGGAAAAUUGGCAAAGUACAACUAAUCCGAUGCUGCAGAAGAGAGCACUUGCUUUAGGCUGCAUGGAUACUUAACACAGGAUUGCAGGAAACAGGGAAGGAGACAAGAUGAAACAAUUCGCCUGGGAUGGAUCCAACUGUGACAGAUGCAAAGGCUAUUGCCCCUGAAACUCCGAAAACGUGAACCUGAAUGAUAGCACGGAUGGUUUUGUGAGGAUGACUGCCGCAAAAGCCAGCACUGGUGUAGGCGACUCAGGUCUCCCCCGGGACAGUGAGAAGAGAAGUGCCAGCAGUGCCUCACCUGCUGGUGCAACAUCACUGGUAGUGAGAAGCACAAGGGGAUAUUCGUUGGACGACUUUGAGACGGUUGCUACUGUUGGAACAGGUACUUUUGGUCGUGUGGCUCUUGUCAGAGAUCGGAGAACAAGGUGCUAUUAUGCACUGAAGUCCAUGAAGAUUGCAGAUGUGAUUAGGUUAAAACAAGAACAACAUGCCCACAAUGAAAAAGAGGUUCUUAUGGAGGUGAACCACCCCUUCCUCAUCCGACUGUAUUGGACCCAUCACGAUGAGCGCUGUCUCUACAUGCUGAUGGAGUAUAUGCCUGGGGGAGAGCUAUUCAGCUAUCUACGCAGCAAGGGCAAGUUCAACAAUAACACUGGACUCUUCUUCUCAGCGGAGAUUGUGUGUGCCAUAGAGUAUAUGCACGCGAUGGAGAUAGUAUACAGAGACUUGAAGCCUGAGAAUAUACUACUGGACUGUGAGGGGCACAUCAAGCUUACAGACUUUGGCUUUGCUAAAAAACUUGUGGACAGAACCUGGACUCUGUGCGGUACACCAGAGUACUUGGCCCCAGAGGUCAUUCAGGGCAAAGGUCACGGAACAGCAGUGGACUGGUGGGCCCUGGGGGUGCUCAUCUUCGAGAUGCUUUCUGGGCAUCCUCCCUUUUUUGAUGACAACCCUUUUGGCAUUUAUCAAAAGGUUCUUUCUGGCAAGAUGGACUGUCCCCGCCAUCUGGACUUCUAUGUGAAAGACCUCCUCAAGAAGUUACUUGUUGUUGACAAAACCAAGCGGCUGGGGAACCUGAGAAAUGGAGCUGAUGAUGUAAAGAGACAUCGAUGGUUCAAGCCUAUUGACUGGGAAGCUGUACCACAAAGAAGAAUGAAGCCACCCAUCAUUCCCAAGGUCACCCAUGAAGGAGACACAUCAAACUUUGACUCCUACCCUGAGGAGAAGAGGAGGAGGGAGCCACCUGUAUCUCCAAAGGACCUAGAGACAUUCAAGAACUUCUGAAUCGCCCUUUCAUUUUUUUCUCACACAGUAUUACGGCUGCAAGGUACUAAAGCUGUAGAGGAAAAGGAGAGGUUUCUAUUCUUCACUGACCUGCGGAAGGGUCAGUUGAGUGGGAGGGGGAUCUACUGGAACACGGCUUGACAGUGCAUGUGCAGAUUGUUGUCAGUUGCUCUUUUAAGUAGGACACAAAGCAGAUGUGGCCAGGAGUUACACAUAGUUUCUCUUUCCUAGAGUAUCAGGAGAGACCCGAGCAGAGACAUUUUUUUUGUAAGGAGAGACCUCUCCUCUUCUCUACAGUACCGUACUCACAUGGUGUUUGAUCAAGACCAGGACAUGAUGUUUGCCUUCAAACAAAUGACAAUGAAAAUCAAACACCUAAACCUAAAUGGCAUCUACAGACAGUAGACUGUUUAUCAAACCCAGUUUAUAGUUUAUAGAGGCACUGUUUAGAAAUGUGGGACUGGAGGGGCAUUUAGAGAUGCUUAAUGAUUGCUCCUUGUGUCUUGCAUUGUUUGAAGGGAUCACAUGCAAUGGCAUGUCUAAAAAAAAAGGUCUCUGUGGGCCACUCUCAGUCAGAGGGCUUUCACAGUCAGUCACAGUACUGAAUUUGAAUUUGUCUUACUGAAGAUUAUUUUUAUUUCUGUGCUUUCCCCUCUCCAGUGUACCCACAUUAUUUAGGCCAUCCCUCGUUUGCCUGCAGUCUGUUUAAGGGGGUUUGAUCUUUUGGCCUCUGGUUACAUACAGUAGGUUUAAGUGGACUAUUCUAGACCUAUUAAAAGUAAUGAGCUCCUCUAAAGAGUGGUGGAGAUGAGACCCUUUACUCUUUACAGGGCUCUCUCAGACACCCGGGGCAUCUGGGGAACUUGCUCUGGGUCUAGCCGUUUCCAUUAGGGGGACCGGCCUGAGGAAGUUAAGCUCGCCUGAAGACCAUCGCCUCAGGAAGCUUGUUUACUGGCAGAAUAAGCCAUGCAGUCCCGCUAUCAGUAAUCUGCUUUGGUGCUGUACAGAUUUCAGCAACAGCUUCUCAAGGCCAUUAGUUGCACUGUGUUUCUUCUUCUUCCUGAUGUUAUGGUUAUUUGAAGGACACUGUUUAUUGUCUGUUCAUCUUGACAAAACAAGCACACUGCAAAGGUUUAAUAGUCGUGUCAAAUUUCACAGAUAAGUCAAAAUCAUUGAGAAAUAAUAUGAAAACUACCUUACAAAGCUAUAGAAUUCUACAAAUGGCAUAGAUAGUCCGACUGGCUCUCUUCACUCCAGAAGGUCUACAUUUCAAGACUCUUCCUUUUUUGCUGCAGAUGGACUUAUAUAAUAUCCCUGAUUUAUGUCUGUCUGUAGACAAAUAAACAUUUGCAAGGACAGCAAGUGGAAAAUAUAGUGGAGUUUAUGGAUGGUUGUCAGAGUCUUGAGAAGGAACAGCUUCUGCUUAUUUGUAGCCAGAUGUUUUUUAAUUAAAGUGGCAUCCCAUCAGUCGUGGAACUUGUUCAGGAGUCUUGUGUCAAAUGAUAGAAGCUCUUAAUGGAGUUCUUUCAAAGCCCCUAGCCUCCAUAUAGAGAGAAAGCCAAGCGUCCAUGCAAUCAGGGGACACUGGAGAUGAAUUGCUGUUUGAUUGCUCAAACCGUUGGAGGCUGCUUGAGACUCAUUGUAGCCAGAUGUUGAGAAGGUACAAAGUCAUCUCUCUCCAAAGAGUGAUUGUCAUCUUCACUCCUUCCAGUAGCAAUAACCUGUAGAGCCUACUUACGCCAGUGAUUAGACAUGGUGGAAAUUCUACAAUUGUGUCCCCCCCUGUUCCCAGUAAACAGAGUUAAUAUAUGCUCUGCAGCCUAGAAUAUUGCAUGUUCCUGCUUACCAUUUUGGUGAACAAAUAUACCAACUCUAUUUCAUGUUGGAUAACAGGUAGGCUAUGUUUUGUUGGCUAAGGGUGAACAUUCUCAUUUAACAAGGAGUUUUAUGUGGCCCCUUCCAUGUUUCUAGUGGCUGUUGGAGACUUGCAUAUAAUAUUCUGAACAGCACACAAUCAGGAUGAGGCUGGCAGUGCGGCCAUCUGACAUUUAUAUUGCCCCUGUAUGUGGAUAUGUGGAUAAAUGAUCAAUGAAUAUUGUGUGGAUGUAGGGCACAUGAAGUGGACACAGGGACCUCAUUGUGUGUUUAUUUCAGCAGUGUGUGUGUGGGGGGGGGGGGUGUGUGUGGUGGUUUGAAUUUAAUAUAUGUUAAUGGCCCAGUCAUUAAUAGUAUUUUAAUAUUAUAAUGUUUAGCAGAUCUUGGAACUAUAUGUAGUGUUUCUGAAGCAUGUUAACUGGAAUGCUGUGAACCUCUCAUUUCCCUUCUUCUCUCUGGGUGCAUUAGGCCUUGGCUAAAUGAAAUCUUUUGACUAAUAGCUGCUGUAAUAAUCCAAUUCUACUCUUGAAUGUGAAAAUGGGUUGCUAAUGCCAAAAGGUGUUGAAGUUUCUCACAUGUUUAUUGUUAGUCAGGCCUCCUCUGUUUGAAAUUGUUUCCCUGUGUGAGUAAUUUGUCCUUGGUGGUCUGUGCUCCGACCCAAAGUGUGGUUGUGAGUGCACAUGUAUGCCAGCCGUGCAGAAUACAGUGUGAUCAUGUGGCGUUUAGCACCAGCUUGGGCCUAAUUUACCUCUGCACAGCAAAGUGCAUUAAGUAACCUGCAAUACAACUCUCUUUUCAUUUACUUUUUAUUUCCCCCCUCUCCCAUCCACACUGAAAGCAUUGAAAGAGCUCUCACAAAAGGCUAGAGUUAUGUAAGCAGCACACUGGACAGGCGAUCUUGUCUGGAUGCUAACAUACAGUUGGUACAAAGCUUAUUUCAGCUCUCGGCAUAUCUUAGAACUGACAUGCACAUGCAUUUCCCCAUAAGCUGAGGUCAAACGUCUGUCUAACAGGCAUUGCAGCUGUUGACCUUCAUGCAAAACAUGCAUUCAUUUAAAAACCAUACAUAGCUAUAAUUUUAUAGUCAGUGAGACUAAUUAGAACACCAGACUACACUAUGACAGCUGGGGCCCUAAUUUAAGGUUCACAGUUCAAACCACUGAAGAAUGAUCAUUGCCACGGUCUUCACCAUAUUUAACAUGUUGGCCUAUGAGCCUAAUAAACACGCAUGAAAUCAAGCAACAUAGAAUAUUAGGGGAAAUGAUUUAUGGAUAUUAAAGUGGAAAGGAACGUGAGGGGUUUAGUGGGGAUGGGUAGUGUAAAUCCCUUAUGGGAACAAGUCCUGUUAGCACUUAUGCGGUGGAGAACAGAGCGUGUGGUAUAUGCUUGUCAAUCAGGAAACCAAAACUAUUCAGACCGUCUUCCAAAUAUUUUCUCACAAACUAAUGAAAUACUUUUAAUGGCAAAACUGUCCCAGCCACACUCCAACAGAAUAACAGAAAAGUAUUGUAUCACACAACAAUUUUGUAAAAUAAAGUAAUCCUUUUCAGGAAGUCCAUGAAACACAGAUGGUAUUCCAUAUCCAGAGUGGAUAACCCCAAUUGCAAAUAAACCAAGGUUAGAUUCAAAUAAUAUUCGAAAUUUAGGAAACUAUCAGAUUAGUUGUUUCGGGCAUCUACCUCAAUUCAUUUCCCUUUGUGCACAUCCAAUGCAAACCAAGUGGCCAGCAAGCCAUAGGAUAGAGAGAGGAGGUUCGUGAUGGUGAGAAGUGAAUGACGGGGGAAAGGAAUGUAUCGUCUACCUCGGCUUUUAAGGAAUGAUCCCAUUUCUAGACAGAGAUAUUGUGCUUCUUCUCACACAAGGCCGGUCUUCAAUGCCACUACACUGAGAGAUGACAUACCGAUUUAGAACGGUGAAUGGAAGAACACUGCAUUCUAAACUGAGUGACUACUAUGCUGUAAAAUACAAAAACUUAAUACUACUUUUGUGUCUCACAUUUUGUUGUGCAUUACCAAAGGCCGCAGUGAAUGAUACCCGGACUAUUGUAUUCACUGUCUGUGCUGCAUAGAGCAUGUUAUGCCUAACUAGCGAUUUGAUUCCAUAUUUUGUUGAGUUAAAUGAUCGGUGGAUCUAGUAACUCGGUAGUCAAUGUUAUUCUGUCAGACUGUGAAGAGAUUCGAUCAGAUGGGCCUCCAGACAUUGAAACCCAGGAUGCAGGAUACAUUUCAAAGAAAGAAAUAGCAGAGCACCCUCCUCAAAACUAUAUACAUGAAACGCCUACAUUUUUGAUCAGACACACCCACAUGAGGCAUAGGUCUGCCCUCACAGGCACUUAAGUCUGUGCACAUGUUACCAAAUUACCACAUGAUUGUGCCCAAGUUCACGCGAUGCCAGAUCAAUUGAAACAAUGAAACGAAUGGCUUCUCUAAGCUUUGCAUAGGCCAUGGCUGUCGUAGGCCCUCCAGAAAUAGGUCUGUGUUUGGAUGAGCACAUGGCCACACUCAUGCACACUCAGCAGUAGCCAUUGCACCCAGCAUGAGUCUUUAUGUCCUGGUAUGAUUGUUUUUACACAUUAUAGCAGGACUGUCAGCAAGCUCUUCAAAUAUAUCUCGCAGCAGUUCUGAACUUGUCAAAAAGUCUUCGCUAUCUUUAGUCUUAUUCAGUGCCUUAAAUAUGGCAGCAUGUGCAACUAUGCAGCUUCUAUAUAGUUUAGUGGAGAGCAACACAACAGCCCAGGACAGGAACCAUUCAGGCUGAUGUUCUGAUGGGAUAUUGUGACAUAUUAUUUCAAUGAAAAGUGUUGUGGGCUGGGAUAUUUAAAAUGGCAGACAAUGAAUGGUUUAUUGCACUAGGUGAUACAGGUAAAAGUCAGUGUCACAUUGGGUUGACUGCUUUGUAGUUUGACAUCACGCUCUUGACCCAGAGGACAAUAGUUAUGAUAGUUCAGACAAACUUAUCCAUAUGUUUCUCUUUAUCCUAACAGUGGAAGUACAGUAUGUUGGAUAGGCCAAAGGAAAAUUCAAAACACAAUUUAUAUUUCUGUUCAUCUCCCUUCCCAGAGCUGUGAACUGAUAUUACAGAACCAUAAACAGUUUGCCUCAUUCAGUGUCACGUUUUAAACUCUGGUAACUAUGUCCAUAUUUCAUUCAGGUUAAGGGCUGAUUUAUAGAGUAAGCACUAACAGAUAACUACACCUAUAGAGAAAGAAUAGAAUUUCCUUUCAGAUGAUGAAAAAUAAAUAACAUUAUCAAUGUGAUUAAGAAAAUUAUGGUUAGAUUAUUUCAAGCACUGUUUAUUCCAAUGAAUAAAAAAACUGUUGAUUAGCAGCAUGUCUGUCAUUUGUAAGCUCUUUGGCUUUUAAAUAUGAAAUGUGUAUAUUACAAAUGAAAAUGUUGCAUUACCUUGACUGGGCCGGGUUUCCCAAUAACGAUUAAUCUUAAGCGGUUAUGAAUGUUCUCUACGAGGAAUAAGUCCCUGUUAAGAAGCUCUUAGCCGUCUACGACUACUCUGGAGCUCACGUAAAUCUACGAGCAUUUUCGAGCACUGCUUAUGUUAAGAUGUUUUCAGGAGGCACUCCAACAUUGUAAGAUGAUUUUUAAGAAGUAUUCUACGAUUCUACUUAGGCUUACGAUGCUUUUGGGCAACCUGGCCCCGAUCCGUGAAAGCACUGCCAUAUCUGUGCUGCUAAACAGGGAUGACUGCAUGCAACUGUAUGAAUGAUAGAAAAUGAUUGGGCAGAAUGUUGCUCUAAUAUGACAUGUUGCUCCUGUAAAACCUGGAGAAAUGAGCCCUGCAAAAUGAGACGAAUGGAGAUCCUGUCACACAAUGAUUUAAUAUACUCUUAUUUUUUGAUACCCACAUUUUGAUAUUUUGUGAUUGGUGUUCCUUUCCUUUGAUCCUCUGUGUAGUGUUUCUCUUGCUUCUCCUUUCAUUUGACAUUUUUUGUCUGUUUUCCACAUUAAAAAGUUACCACAAUUAA
Messenger RNA from Clupea harengus (Atlantic herring), 7586 nucleotides. RefSeq names its product cAMP-dependent protein kinase catalytic subunit PRKX. The record is from RefSeq and is a predicted model, not a curated record. NCBI's taxonomy places the organism in Eukaryota, Metazoa, Chordata, Actinopteri, Clupeiformes, Clupeidae. Gene Ontology annotation, biological process: protein phosphorylation. Gene Ontology annotation, cellular component: cAMP-dependent protein kinase complex; cytosol. Gene Ontology annotation, molecular function: cAMP-dependent protein kinase activity; ATP binding.